Strigops habroptila (Kakapo) is the source of this 1705-nucleotide messenger RNA. RefSeq names its product sulfatase modifying factor 1 (gene SUMF1). Gene Ontology annotation, cellular component: endoplasmic reticulum. The coding region runs from base 7 to 1065 and encodes 352 amino acids. The transcript is spliced from 9 exons. The record is from RefSeq and is a predicted model, not a curated record. Lineage: Eukaryota; Metazoa; Chordata; Aves; Psittaciformes; Psittacidae.
GCCAACAUGGCUGCGCCCGCGGUACCUUGCGCCCGGCUGCCCCGCUGCCCCUUUCUGCUGCUGCUGGGGCUGGCGGCGGCCGCCGGGGAGGCAGCGGGCGGUGCGGACUGCGGGUGCAGCGCCAGCCGGGGCCGCGGGGACGGGCGGGAGGCGGCGGCGCGGCGGUACUCGGCGGCAGCGAGCGGCGCAACAAGCGCGGGGCGCAGGCCGAUGGUUGCUAUUCCAGGAGGAGUGUUUACGAUGGGCACUGAUGAGCCUGCAAUACAGCAAGAUGGAGAAUGGCCUGCUAGAAGAGUCCACAUUAACAGUUUCUACAUGGAUCAGUACGAGGUCAGCAAUGAGGAAUUUGAGAGAUUUGUGAAUUCUACUGGGUACGUUACUGAGGCAGAGAAAUUUGGCGAUUCCUUUGUGUUUGAGGGAAUGCUGAGUGAAGAAGUGAAGGCUGACAUCCACCAAGCAGUUGCAGCUGCUCCUUGGUGGUUGCCUGUGAAGGGAGCCAACUGGAAGCACCCAGAGGGUCCUGAUUCUAGUAUCUCCAACAGAAUGGAUCAUCCAGUUAUUCAUGUUUCCUGGAAUGAUGCUGUGGCAUUCUGCACAUGGGCAGGGAAGCGGUUACCAACUGAGGCUGAAUGGGAAUACAGCUGUCGAGGGGGCCUUGAAAAUAGACUUUUCCCAUGGGGCAACAAGCUUCAGCCAAAAGGUCAACAUUAUGCUAAUAUCUGGCAGGGAGCGUUCCCAACUAAUAACACUGCAGAAGAUGGAUACAAAGGAACUGCUCCUGUCACUGCGUUUCCUCCCAAUGGAUAUGGCUUGUACAACAUUGUAGGAAAUGCCUGGGAAUGGACAUCUGACUGGUGGGCUAUUCGUCAUUCAACAGAUGAAGUUCACAACCCUAAAGGGCCCUCAUCAGGGACUGACAGAGUGAAGAAGGGUGGAUCCUAUAUGUGCCAUAAGUCUUAUUGCUACAGGUAUCGCUGUGCAGCCCGUAGUCAAAACACUCCCGACAGCUCUGCUUCCAACCUGGGAUUCCGCUGUGCAGCAGACACCUUGCCGGAGCUACAGUGACUGUCACACCGAGACAGCAAGGGCUGAAUUUCACCCAAGGAAGAAGAGAUGUGUGGAGCGGCACUUGCUGAUGACACUACAACUUCCUGUUGAGGGAAAAAAGUCCAGCACUACUCAACGCUGCUUGAAGAACCUUUAUGUAUUUAUUUUUGGGGAACAUGGCCUGGACUUCUAUUCUCACCAAACGUUUUCUUGGUGAAUUCUAUUGGUUUUAGCACAAGGAUUCUGAAGGUAACCAGCACAAAACUGAGCAGAAAUAUGCCAGUUGUGUUUUUAAAGGUUAAUUAACAGCUAUUUAGAGAAGAUCUUUAUUCAGUAGUUUUAUUUAUGCCUAGUUCUGAAUUUCUACACUCAAAUCCAAUAAACAAGGACUUUAUAAAUUUCUAUACAGCUUUAAAGGAAAAUUGAAGGCGUGAAGAGGGAGGACUGGCAGACAGAGAGCUGUCCACAUGGGCAGUUAGUGCAGCUGUGCUGUUACAUUCCUGUUGCAGUGAAAAUCAGUCCAGAAAUGUGCUUCUUCUGGUGAGAUACUUGCUUCUCUUUAUAAAGUGCCUUCUGCAACUGAGGGAUGGUAAUCCUCAGGGUGAUGGUGAUUAGAAACGUUGUACAUAUUUGAAUAAAAUUCAUGCAUUUAUUUAUA